CAUAGAAAAGGUUUUUGCAUCAUGUUUGGAAAGAAAAAGAAAAAGAUUGAAAUAUCUGGCCCAUCCAACUUUGAACACAGGGUUCAUACUGGGUUUGAUCCACAAGAACAGAAAUUUACCGGCCUCCCCCAGCAGUGGCACAGCCUGUUAGCAGAUACAGCCAACAGGCCGAAGCCCAUGGUAGACCCUUCGUGCAUCACGCCCAUCCAACUGGCUCCCAUGAAGACAAUCGUUAGAGGAAACAAACCCUGCAAGGAAACCUCCAUCAACGGCCUGCUAGAGGAUUUCGACAACAUCUCUGUGACGCGCUCCAACUCCCUAAGGAAAGAAAGCCCACCCACCCCGGAUCAGGGAGCCUCCAGCCACGGUCCGCGCCAUUCGGAGGAAAAUGGCUUCAUCACCUUCUCACAAUAUUCCAGUGAGUCUGAUACUACUACUGACUACACCACCGAGAAGUACAGAGAAAAGAGUCCCUACGGAGACGACUUGGAUCCGUAUUAUAAAGGCAGCCACGCGGCCAAGCAAAAUGGGCACGUAAUGAAAAUGAAACACGGGGAGGCCUACUAUUCUGACAUGAAGCCUUUGAAAUCCGAUAUUUCCAGAUUUCCUGUCGAUUAUCACACACACUUGGACUCCCUGAGCAAACCAAGUGAAUACAGUGACCUCAAGUGGGAAUAUCAGAGAGCCUCAAGUAGCUCCCCGCUGGACUACCGAGACCCGUUCCAAUUCACUCCGUCUAGAACUGCAGGGACCAGCGGGUGCUCGAAAGAAAGCCUGGCGUACAGCGAAAGUGAAUGGGGACCCUGCCUGGAUGACUAUGACAGGAGGCCAAAGUCGUCGUACCUGCAUCAGACCAGCCCUCAGCCGGCCAUGCGGCAAAGGUCCAGGUCAGGCUCAGGGCUCCAGGAGCCCAUGACGCCGUUUGGAGCAAGUGCAUUUAAGACCCACCCCCAAGGACACUCGUACAACUCCUACACCUACCCUCGCUUGUCCGAGCCCACAACGUGCAUUUCAAAGGUGGAUUACGACCGAGCACAGAUGGUCCUCAGCCCUCCACUGUCCGGGUCUGACACCUACCCCAGGGGCCCUGCCAAACUACCUCAAAGUCAAAGCAAAGAAGGCUACUCCCCAAGCAGCCACCAGUACCCGUCUGGGUACCACAAAGCCACUCUGUACCACCACCCGUCUCUGCACACCAGUUCCCAGUACAUCUCCACAGCUUCUUACCUGAGCUCCCUUAGUAUCUCGUCCAGCACCUACCCCCCACCCAGCUGGAGCUCCUCCUCAGACCAGCAGCCCUCCAGGGUGUCCCACGAACAGUUUCGGGCUGCCUUGCAGCUGGUGGUCAGCCCAGGAGACCCCAGGGAAUACUUGGACAACUUUAUCAAAAUCGGGGAAGGAUCAACCGGUAUUGUGUGCAUUGCCACGGAGAAACACACAGGGAAGCAAGUGGCCGUGAAGAAAAUGGACCUCCGAAAGCAACAAAGACGAGAGCUGCUUUUUAAUGAGUUCGUGUGUCCACGAGUGUCCCGCAUCUCGGCCUUCCCAGAGGGACUGAGAGCCACCUCUGCAGCCCAGGGAUGGGCUAGGCAGAGAGGAACGAGAAUGAAUGAAGAACAGAUAGCUACCGUCUGUCUGUCAGUUCUGAGAGCCCUCUCCUACCUUCACCACCAAGGAGUGAUCCACAGGGACAUCAAGAGUGACUCCAUCCUCCUGACCAGUGAUGGCCGGAUAAAGUUAUCUGACUUUGGUUUCUGCGCUCAAGUUUCCAAAGAGGUGCCAAAGAGGAAGUCACUGGUUGGCACGCCAUACUGGAUGGCACCCGAGGUGAUAUCUAGACUACCUUAUGGGACAGAGGUGGACAUCUGGUCACUUGGGAUCAUGGUGAUAGAGAUGAUCGAUGGCGAGCCUCCCUACUUCAAUGAGCCUCCACUCCAGGCAAUGCAGAGGAUCCGGGACAGUUUACCUCCAAGAGUGAAGGACCUACACAAGUUUUCUUCAGUGCUGCGGGGAUUCCUAGACCUGAUGUUGGUGAGGGAGCCCUCUCAAAGAGCCACAGCCCAGGAACUCCUCGGACAUCCAUUCUUGAAACUGGCAGGUCCACCAUCUUGCAUUGUUCCCCUCAUGAGACAAUACAGGCAUCACUGAGCAGAGGAUUCACAUAGGUGAAAGCACUAGAUGAGGACAUGAGAAUAAUUCAGGAGAACAUGAAGAACCCAUGGACCACUGCAAAAGGCCUGUGCAUUCAAGACCCGCUUAUUGGUGGGACAGUGUGGUGACCGGCAGGGUUUGACAGACCAGGGCAUCUAAUUGUGUCUUAAACAGGCAUCUCUCCACUAACAGCUGGCGAGGUCAUUUGAAGCACGGCUUUACUAAGUCAUUAUAUUUUUCAGCCCUUCAUCCAGCAAAUCAGAAGGACUCAGUACAAACUCCGUUAUGAUAUAUCCUAGCCGCAAGCAGGGUAACACAUAGGAUUUUCUAUUUCAAAAGAGUACUUUUCUGUCAAAAAAAAAAAAGAAAGAAAGGAAAACAAAAAGCACUUUUUUCUUAAUGGUAGCAGUGUAAUGUAUUUUGCAAUGAAUUUGUAAUUUUUCUGUACGAUAGUUUUGAUAAUUUAUAGUACUUUGAUGUCACGUAGCCAUUGUAUCAGUUGAAGUAAUACUUGUUUCCUACCUAGCAGGAGUUUGAACAAAGCCUUUCCUACUUUUUUAUCCCUUUCAGAGAACCAACGACUCUUUAGAACCUUUGAAUACUGAAUGAAUCUCAAUCACCGUCAGCUUUAGUAGACUCUUUCUUAUUUUAACAAGUGUCUUAUAUGAUGGAAGAAGAAUUAAGAGUGAUGGUGAUGGUGGUGCACGUUUCAUUUACCCAACCAAAAACAUAAUAAAAUAAAAUUUAAGCCACAGUAUAACCACCAAACUACUCCUUGGGAUGAAGCUAAAUAAUUUGAAAAAUCUCAUUUUUCUUCAAAGCUACUAGUAGCAAACCAUUUGUUGCAUGGCAGGACGUUCCGCCUAGUGCACUCAAAUGGGUGUGGCAUCCCUUGUGGCCAAAUUUCCCUUCCAAGGAGCAAUUUCAGUGCUAGAAUCAUUGGACUUACCUCCCCAAAUUGAAUGUUUCAAAGAGGCCGUGAAAAUUCCAGUCUCACAAAAGGAAAGGAGAGAGAAUGGGGCAAGAUGUUUGGUUUCGUUUGUCGCUGUUCUGAAAACUGUAUGCUAGCACACCAAACUCUUGUCUAUUUACCUUUGUACUACAGUACUAACUGCUAUUGUUCAAGUAUCGUGCUGGAAGUCUGAACUGACUGUAGAGAAUGAGUUACCAAGGGGUUAUUUUACCAGGUAUGACCUGACUUCAGUUGUGACCAUGUUUCAGUGUGUUUCCGACAUAGGAGAGUUGUGCUGCUGUCUAGAUCUUCUUGAAUGUUGAUAAAAAAUGAAUGACUACUACAAUACAUUUUGUGUUGCUUGUUGGAUGAAUUUGCAUGUUAACUGUAGGCCACUAUAGAUUUGCCUUUAAAAUUCUGGAAGAGCUACAUAGUCAUCAUUAGUUCCUAUUAAUUGUGCAUCAAACAAAAGCCAUUUUUUACCAAACUGGAAAACCAGAGGCUUUUCUUAAUGACUUGAUAUACUGUAACAAAUAUGAAUUUAAAUUUGUGAACAUGCUCUGGUUGCUCUAAGCAUAAUUAAGAAUUUUUGUAAUGAAUAGGUUGCUAAUUAUUUAUUAUAGUUAAAAAAAAAAGGGGGGGGAAAAAAGGCAUAAAAUGACCUUCUACUGAUUAGAUUUUCAGUUUUCCCAAAACUGGAAAUGCCUCACCAUAAAUAAGAUCUAUAAGUUUGUUUCCUAAAACUCAGCAGAUCAAUGUUUUAUGUAAAAUAUUAAAAUACUAAUAGAUGUGUAAUAAACACAGUCUAAAUCCAGAAAAUUGCAGUUCUAAAAGUUCAUGAAACAGAUUACAUUAAUUAAAACAGGAUUCUGUAGAAGUAGAAAGCAAAAUAAAGGAAAAUCUUUUUUAACCAGAACAAAUAUUAAUAACCGUUGCAGAAAAUAGUGGAUUUUGGAUUCCAAACAUUUUUGACAGGGUAAUGGAAAUUUUUCUGUAAUUUUCUUAUCACUGGGUAUUUUUUAAAGCAUUCAUUGAGUUUACCAAAAGUUACUGUAGUUUAAAAGGUUUUGUGAGCGCUACCUACUGGCAGAAAACGCACUUGCAAAUAAAAAUAAAUGUUUGCCUUUUC
This is a messenger RNA of Trichechus manatus latirostris (Florida manatee), 4232 nucleotides long. It is a transcript of the gene PAK5, whose product is annotated as p21 (RAC1) activated kinase 5. Lineage: Eukaryota; Metazoa; Chordata; Mammalia; Sirenia; Trichechidae. Gene Ontology annotation, biological process: intracellular signal transduction; protein phosphorylation; regulation of MAPK cascade. The coding region runs from base 22 to 2148 and encodes 708 amino acids. The transcript has 9 exons. The record is from RefSeq and is a predicted model, not a curated record. Gene Ontology annotation, molecular function: protein serine/threonine kinase activity; ATP binding. Gene Ontology annotation, cellular component: cytoplasm.